AUGGCCCAGUUUUUAGCCACCAUCUAUGACAACAGUUUGGGCACUGAAUUACCUGAAGGUGUAGUACAAAAGCGGUUUCAACAAACACCAGCAGCGAGUGCACAAGCUGUCAAUGACGCAGAGGCUGCUAUGGCGUAUUGUCGAGAUGAAGUCUUGCCAGAAUUGGAUGUGGUAGAUCGUGACAUUGUACGACCCCUGUUGGAGCUUUCAGAAAUCGUCAAGACAAUCAACAAAACCAUGGUGAAACGCAACCAUAAACUUAUUGAUUAUGACAGACAUCGUUUGUCGAUACAGAAAUUAAACAACAAGACUGAACGAAGUUUUAGUGAAGAAAAACAGAUUUUCAAGAUUCAAGCACAAUUGGAUACAGCUACACAAGAUUACAAUUAUUUGAAUGAUAUGCUCAAGACAGAGUUGCCAAGAUUCUUUGAGAUGAAGACUGCCUUUUUUCAGCCUGUGUUUGAGCAUUUGUUUAACAUGCAAGCUCGUAUUUAUGGUAUUAUCUAUGCACGUUGUUAUGAACUGCUCAAUCAAAACCUCGAAACAUUCCAAACACACACCAUGGGCAUUGAAGAAGGUUUUAAUUGGAGAAAACAACAAAGAGAUGCAAGGGCAGAAUAUGAGAAUUUGGAUCUAUUAAAGUCGGGUGGCAAGGCAUGGUUGGCUGUCUCUGGCGGUGCUAAUAACAGUAAACUCACAUUACAAGAACGUCGUGCUAUUAAAGCAGCAGAAGCACAAAAUGAUGGCCACUCUCCAUCACCUGCUACUUAUGGUAGUAGUAGUGGUGGUAAUAUUGACCCUUAUUAUCACCAAUCGCCUAGUUCACCACCACCACCAGCUUAUGGUAAUGCGGGUGUGACAUUAGACUCAACGCCCAUGAGUUAUGGUAAACAGUCAUGGCAACAACCACCUGUUGCUGUCAACAAUAAUAACCGGCCGCAGAAAUUCGUCAUUGCUCUUUAUGACUAUGUAGCUCAAGCGGAAGGGGAUCUUAGUUUCAGAAAGGAUGACAAGAUUGAAAUUAUCGAAAGAACAGCAGAUACAAACGAUUGGUGGACUGGUAGAUUAAAUGGUGUUACCGGUGUCUUUCCAGGCAACUAUGUUGCAGAAUUAUAA
Molecule: messenger RNA, 1116 nt
Organism: Gilbertella persicaria
Lineage: Eukaryota; Fungi; Mucoromycota; Mucoromycetes; Mucorales; Choanephoraceae
Exons: 2
Coding region: 1-1116 (371 amino acids)
Biological process (GO): actin cortical patch localization; plasma membrane tubulation; endocytosis
Cellular component (GO): mating projection tip; Rvs161p-Rvs167p complex; medial cortex
Molecular function (GO): protein binding; lipid binding
Source: RefSeq, a predicted model, not a curated record